UACAAUGGCCGCCCCUCUUGGUACCUUCGCAUCUGAAAUGUAAAUGAUGAAAAAUCGUGGACAUUUUGUGUUGUAAAGGCGUGGGCGCUUUCUUUUAACGCUUAAAACCAACCAUUGGUGGAAUAGUAUAAAGAUUUGUUUCGUCUAUGGCUCCACGGCGGUCUGAGGGGACUCCCGAGCCGUGUUUCCUCCCAGGUUCGGCCGGAGUUCUGGUGUAAACCCCCCCUUGAUGUCACAGUAAAACAUGGAGGUCGUCGCCUCGCAAAGUGACAGGUCCGGUUCCGAAGGAGAGUACAUGGUGCUGCGCGGUCCCGAAGGUGAGACCCGAGAGGCGGCGGAGACUGACGGGAAGGCCUCGGAGAGGAUGUCCGACGUGGGUGCCGCUGCUGUCGGCUUCGGCAUCAGCGGCAUCGGGGAGGGCAAAAUGGUUCUGGGUCGAGUCGGACAGAUGGACGACAAAGAACUCCGGUACCUGCACUUGUUGUGGGAGCCGGGGCGAGGCGAACUUGGUCCGGGUGGUGUGGCGAGCAAGCUGGGGAAGGUAACAGAAAGUAAGGCCCGGAGGCAGCACCGAACUUUCCGGAACCUGGGUCCAAUAGGGAAAGACGUUUACGCUGCCAAAAGACUGAGAGAAGCAGCCAACAGCAACGACAUUGACACAGUGCGAAAGCACCUGCAAGAUGGCAUGGACCCCUGUGCAGCAGAUGACAAGGGAAGGACGGCUCUUCAUUUCUCCUCCUGCAACGGAAACGACAGCAUCGUGCAGUUAUUGUUGAGUCAUGGUGCUGACCCCAACCAGCGAGAUGGUCUGGGGAACACUCCUCUACAUCUUGCGGCCUGUACCAAUCAUGUGCCUGUCAUCACCACGCUGCUGAGAGGAGGGGCGCGUGUGGACGCCCUGGACCGGGCAGGAAGAACCCCGCUGCAUCUGGCGCGCUCCAAACUCAACAUUUUACAAGAGGGAGAGUCCCGCAGCUUGGAGACCCUGAGAGGGGAAGUCUUACAGAUUAUUCAGAUGCUUCGUGAAUACCUGAAACUAGUGGGUCAGAGUGAAGCCAAAGAGAGGCUGGAACACAUUUCAACACAGCUGCAGCAAACGCGCACCAGAGAGCAGGUGGAUGAAGUGACCGAUUUACUGGCCAGUUUUACGUCUCUCAGUCUGCAGAAACAGAAUCUAGGUGACCGGUAGGAUCUACCUCUGCGUAGAGACGAAGCCUUGGUCCCACAUGGAAGUCCUGAACCGUCGCCAUGGUAACAGCUGGCCCAAUCUCCGUAUUCAGAUAAAGCACUGCCUAUGUUGUUGUUCUAACCAAGCGUUUAUCAGCCGAUGCACUAAUAAAGGGUUUUCGCUGCUUUCUGUUUGAACGUGAGACCUGGAUCCUUAAACAAGUGUGUGUGUGUUGGAACUGGAAGAACACACCCAGUGGGAAAUAAACUGGGAUUAAGAAGCCAGUGGAGAUGAAAGAUUAUUCUGAAGAACAGGAGGACCCUCUGUGUGUGUUUGUGUGAAAAGACCUGAUUACAAUGUGUGUGUGUGCUUAUUUUCUGUUUUUGCAUUUUAUGAUGGAAAUGUAGAACGGUAAUUAUAAAACAAACGAUUUAACUGAGGUUUCCUCUUCUAAAGUGUCUUUAUUUUGAUGCCUUCUUUGUUGUGUUAUGCUUCUGUGAACUGUGCCGUAAAGUUCUGGCUUUUGAUGGAAACUCAACCGAACUUAACCAAUAAAUCAAAUCUUUGUCCAUGUCA
This is a messenger RNA of Nothobranchius furzeri (turquoise killifish), 1744 nucleotides long. RefSeq names its product ankyrin repeat domain 54 (gene ankrd54). The record is from RefSeq and is a predicted model, not a curated record. Gene Ontology annotation, molecular function: protein binding. NCBI's taxonomy places the organism in Eukaryota, Metazoa, Chordata, Actinopteri, Cyprinodontiformes, Nothobranchiidae.